CUGACAAUAAUUAAAUAAGAAGAAAUAAUCAUCCAUCAAUGGCGCUCGCAAGCGGGAGGGCAACCUCCCUCAUAGCCCUCGCGGCUCUUCUCUCUGUCGUAGGCUUCCUCGCCGGCCCGGCCGCAGCCACGGGGAAGACCGGCCAGGUGACCGUCUUCUGGGGCCGGAACAAGGCCGAGGGCUCCCUCCGAGAGGCCUGCGACUCUGGCAUGUACACCAUUGUCAUCAUGUCCUUCCUCGACGUCUACGGCCACGGCAAGUACAGCCUCGACCUCUCCGGCCACCCCAUCGCCGGUAUCGGCAACGACAUCAAGCACUGCCAGUCCAAGAACAUCCUCGUGUUCCUCUCCAUCGGAGGCUUUGGCAACAAGUACUCCCUGCCGACCUCCCAGUCGGCGGCGGACGUCGCCGACUACCUGUGGAACGCCUACCUCGCCGGCUCUCGCAGGGGUGUGUCCCGCCCGUUCGGCGACGCGGCUGUCGAUGGCAUCGACUUCUUCAUCGAGCAUGGCUCGCCAGACCACUACGAUGAGCUGGCCAGGUGCCUCUGGAGCUACAACAAAGCCUACCGCGCCAGGACGCCGGUGCAACUGACGGCGACGCCGCGGUGCGCGUACCCAGACCAGCGCGUGGAGCGGGCGCUCGCCACGGGGCUAUUCGGGCGCAUCCACGUCAGGUUCUACGGCGAUCCGUCCUGCGCCGCCGACUGGCAGCGAGAGUGGGACAAGUGGACGGCGGCGUACCCGGCCGCCCAGAUCUACGUGGGCCUGCCGGCCUCGGAGCAGACGGUCGGCUACGUGCACCCCAAGAACCUCUACUACGGCGUGAUCCCGGUGGUGCAGAAGGCGGCCAACUACGGCGGCAUAAUGAUCUGGGACCGGUACGACGACAAGCGGACCAACUACAGCAGCUAUGCCAAGGAAUGGGCUUGAGCUCCAUCCAUCGAUCCAUGCCUCAUCCUCACUCUCUGUGUAUCAUCUGUUCUCUCUCUCUCUCUCUCUCUCUCUCUCUCUGCAUGUGUUUGUUUAUCUUACUGUAAGUAGCUACUAGUGCUAGCGAGCUUGCAAUAAUAAAGUGAGGCAUGUGCAAGAAUAAACGGUUAAUUGUUGUUGGUUUAAUUAUUAUUAUCUGCUCCGUCA
This is a messenger RNA of Phragmites australis (common reed), 1139 nucleotides long. RefSeq names its product xylanase inhibitor protein 1-like. The transcript has a single exon. Gene Ontology annotation, biological process: carbohydrate metabolic process. Gene Ontology annotation, molecular function: chitinase activity. Gene Ontology annotation, cellular component: extracellular region. The record is from RefSeq and is a predicted model, not a curated record. Bases 39 to 932 code for a protein of 297 amino acids. NCBI's taxonomy places the organism in Eukaryota, Viridiplantae, Streptophyta, Magnoliopsida, Poales, Poaceae.